This is a messenger RNA of Dendroctonus ponderosae (mountain pine beetle), 1271 nucleotides long. RefSeq names its product ataxin-3. The record is from RefSeq and is a predicted model, not a curated record. Lineage: Eukaryota; Metazoa; Arthropoda; Insecta; Coleoptera; Curculionidae. Gene Ontology annotation, cellular component: nucleus. Gene Ontology annotation, molecular function: cysteine-type deubiquitinase activity. Gene Ontology annotation, biological process: protein deubiquitination.
CAAGAUGGAUCAUUAUGCGCUCAACACUGCCUCAAUUCUCUCUUACAAGGACCCUAUUUUACAGCGGUUGAACUAGGAACGUUGGCGAAUCGGCUCGAUGAAGAGGAAAGAGAACAGAUGGCUGAAGGCGGAAUGGACACGGAAGAUUACCGGCAAUUCCUGCAACAACCGUCAACCAACAUGGAUGAUAGUGGAUACUUUUCGGUUCAAGUCAUUACCAGUGCGUUGCAAGUGUGGGGUCUUGAGUUAGUGCCUUAUUGCAGUACAGACGAACGGGCCAAAGCGGCCCUGGAGAAUCCCGCUCAAAUGCAAGCCUUCAUUUGCAACUACAAAGACCACUGGUGUACCAUCAGGAAAAUUGGAAAUCAGUGGUUUAAUUUGAAUUCAUUACUUGCCAAGCCGCAACUGAUUUCCAACACUUACCUGGCACUAUUUUUGGCGCAAUUGAGAAACGAAGGGUAUUCCAUAUUUAUAGUAUCUGGAGAAUUGCCCGAAUGCGCAGCAGACGAUAUUCUUAGGAACAAUCCUGUUAAAUCCUGCUCUAGUCCCAGAUCGCAUGUGUUUCAAACUCAGUCUUCCUCCAGCGAAACUGAUCCAGACGUUCAAGCGGCCUUGAGGCUUAGUUUACAAGACAGUGGCCAAUAUGAUAGUCCAGAUGUGGAAGAAAUAGCGCUUCAAGAGGCUUUAAGGAUGAGCAUGCAGGCCUCCAGUAGUUCUCCCGAAGAAGACGACGAUGAAGACUCACUUCUGAAAAAGGCAAUCACGAUGAGCCUGCAAUGUUAGUACCCAUUUGAUUUCAAUCAAUACUAAUUUAGAUGUAGAUGUAAAAAGGCACUUGCCAGCCUAAAAUAAGCCCAGAGGUUGAAUGAAGCGAAAGAAAAACCCUCUUCAUUAUUUGGAAAGUCGUCGAGUUGUUUUCUCAGGGAUGGUGAUCGACUACUGAAUUGAAAUAAUUUUUUCCUUCAAGCAAUGCCAGUUAUGCAAGUUUACAAGGGCCUUUUUGCGUUGAGAUGUAUAUUUUAACGGCUGAUUUGAACGCACAAUUCUUCUCUUCACUAACAUUAAAUACAUGUGCGUUUUAUCUUGUUGAUUGAAUGAUAAUGGAAAUAUUAUUGAAGCAUCUGAAAUUAUAUUUCAGUUCUUUCAAAAAGUUAUACUUCGGUACUUUUUCGUAUUAACUCGUACUUAAUGACUUGAUUUUUAUCACAAAUUUAUCUUUUUUCGUAGAAAAUGUUAUAAAUAUGUUAUGAAUAAAUAUGAUGCAAAAUUAA